Messenger RNA from Acomys russatus (golden spiny mouse), 2546 nucleotides. RefSeq names its product signal transducing adaptor molecule 2 (gene Stam2). The transcript is spliced from 14 exons. The record is from RefSeq and is a predicted model, not a curated record. Gene Ontology annotation, cellular component: endocytic vesicle. Bases 114 to 1697 code for a protein of 527 amino acids. Gene Ontology annotation, molecular function: phosphatidylinositol binding; ubiquitin binding. Gene Ontology annotation, biological process: signal transduction. NCBI's taxonomy places the organism in Eukaryota, Metazoa, Chordata, Mammalia, Rodentia, Muridae.
CGGAAGUGAAGGCACGGCUUGGCGAGCCGUCUAGGAAGCCGCGCCGGGUCGGCCAAGCGGGAGCAGUCGGAGCCCCGCCAGAGCGUCGCGGUUCCGUCUCGGGUGCCGGCGCGAUGCCUCUGUUCACUGCCAACCCGUUCGAGCAAGACGUGGAAAAAGCUACAAAUGAGUACAACACUGCAGAGGACUGGAGUCUGAUUAUGGACAUCUGUGACAGGGUUGGAAGCACCCCCAAUGGUGCAAAAGAUUGCCUGAAAGCCAUAAUGAAAAGGGUAAACCAUAAGGUCCCUCAUGUUGCUCUGCAGGCGUUAACUCUUCUUGGAGCUUGUGUGGCAAACUGUGGAAAGAUAUUUCACUUAGAAGUAUGUUCCCGUGAUUUUGCAACGGAAGUACGUGCUGUGAUAAAAAAUAAGGCUCAUCCUAAAGUAUGUGAAAAACUAAAAUCUCUAAUGGUGGAAUGGUCAGAAGAAUUCCAGAAGGACCCCCAGUUCAGUCUCAUAUCUGCAACUAUUAAAGCUAUGAAAGAAGAAGGAGUUACAUUUCCUUCAGCAGGUUCCCAGACUGCCUCGGCUGCUGCCAAAAAUGGUACAUCAUUGAACAAAAACAAAGAGGAUGAGGACAUAGCUAAAGCUAUCGAAUUAUCAUUGCAAGAGCAGAAGCAGCAGUGUACAGAGACAAGAGCUUUGUACCCACCUUCAGAGAGUCAGUUAAAUAACAAGACCACACGGAGGGUCAGAGCUUUGUACGACUUUGAAGCUGUGGAGGACAACGAACUCACCUUUAAACAUGGUGAAAUUAUUGUUGUUUUGGAUGACAGUGAUGCCAACUGGUGGAAAGGGGAGAGUCACAGAGGAGUGGGUCUCUUCCCCUCUAACUUCGUAACAGCCAACCUAGACGUGGAAGCUGACGCAGCAACGGUGGACAAAUUGAAUGUAAUUGAUGAUGAUGUGGAGGAGAUUAAGAAAUCAGAGCCUGAGCCUGUUUAUAUAGAUGAGGAUAAAAUGGAUAGAGCCCUGCGGGUUCUUCAGAGCAUAGACCCAAAAGACUCAAAACCCGACUCCCAAGACCUCUUGGAUUUAGAAGAUGUUUGCCAACAGAUGGGUCCAAUGAUAGAUGAAAAACUUGAAGAGAUUGAUAGGAGGCACUCAGAGCUGUCGGAGUUGAAUGUGAAGGUGUUGGAAGCUCUGGACCUGUAUAACAAGCUGCUGAAUGAAGGGCCUGUGUAUUCAGUCUAUUCAAAGCUCCACCCAGCACAGCACUCAGCACAGUACUCAGCUACCUCGGCGGGAGUCCCAGGGCAGACAUACCCAGUCCAGUCGCAUGGUGGGCACUACCUGGGUCCUAGCAUUCAUCAAGUAUCUGUUGCCCAGAGCUAUAACCUAGGGCCAGAUCCUAUGGGCUCGCUGAGAUCUCUGCCUCCAAAUAUGAGUUCAGUAACAGCACACAGCAUCCAAACUCCAUAUUUAAGCACUGGACAGGACACUGUUUCCCAUCCUUCUUACGUGAACCAGAGCCCUCAUCUUCAGGCAGCUGCUGGUACAGCUGCUUACACACAGCCCAUGGGCAUGUCAGCAGAUGUGUCUUCUUUCCAGAACACGGCGUCCGGUUUGCCACAGCUGGCUGGCUUUCCAGUGGCAGUUCCUGCACCUUCAGCCGCACAGCCGCAAGCAAGUUACCAUCAGCAGCCUCUCCUUUAGAGACAUGCCAGGGCCUGCUGAACAUCUUCAUAGCUGUGUCACUCAACCUAGGGGACUCUAAUCUGAAAUAUUAAAACUUUCCCCUCUCAGUCAAAAAGACCCAUGAAUAAAUAAAGCACAAAACCCCACCUCACUCUGAAGGCCAUAAAAGAUUUUUCAGUCUAGUUUGCUUGAAGCUGAUCUUUUGAUCAAAGGCAGCUUAAAGAUGUAUCCCAUUAGUUCUGUUGUACUCUCUGGGCCCUCACUGAGUAGCCUUAUGACACUACGUGGUAUGAGGUAGGAGUGUGAAGUUUUCUCUUUAAAGAAACCUUGUUUCCUCUAAGAUGUGAUUUUGAGGAGCACUAAAGACCUUUAAACAUUUUUGUCUGCACUUUUUUCUUUUUUCGAAUUUCCCACACCCUGUUAUUUUAAAAGGCGAACAUCUUUUAGUGUAAGUCUUUAGCUUGCCAGCAUAUUUCCUUUUGGCUCCUUAAAUUACAGUUGUGUUUUCAGUACUGUCAGUUUUGCUCUCAGUGUUACGCUGAGUAAUAAUUAGCAUAUAAUUGUCUAUAGAAGCCAGAGCAAUUUGGAAGGUACAAAAAUGUUUUCUGUUAUUAACAGUGAAAAUCAUGUCAAUGCAAAUAUGGCAAAACAAUUAGCCACUCCUCUGACAUCUUUGGGGAUGCCCCACCCAGUGUUAGCCUUCCCUGAGAAAAAGUGUGCUGUGUCACUUGUCCCUAGUAUUUGGAGUUAUGGCUGCUGACCUUUUCGAGGACUUUGCUGGGUGUCUAAUGAAGGUGCUGUCCUUUAGCUUUCCUUCCUGCCAUGUUCCUUCUUAGGGAUUAUUUGAGUCAGGAGACAGUCCUCAUA